UUAACGCGGCGCAAUCGACUUUUUUUGUCUUGGAAGCUUGUAGCAAAACAUCGUCGGUGAUCACAGAUAGAGAUUAUCAUUUUUUUUUUUUACAUUUUGUUUGUUUUAUUUUAGUUUUUGUUUAUUGUUUUUUAAUUCGAAAAAAAGGAAUAAUCAAAAACAGAGAAAAAAAGGCGUCUAUACGUCGUCGUCGCUUUAGUUUAUAUUAGUGAGUGCAUCCGUAAACGAGAAAAUAAUAUAAAAUUAUAUCAAGGCCUGUUUAAUUGUACCUAGUAUCUUUUCUAAAACUAGAGAUACAAGUAAGAGAGUGAAGUUUUUUUUUGGUUUUCUUAAUGUGUGGAAAUAGGAAUGAAAUUUAAAAAAGAUCCACUAAAAUACGACACGUACACGGUAUAGUACCUAUACGUUUAGUUUAGUACACCUUUCACUUAACCUGUUCCAAAAAGUGUUAGCAGCUACCUUUGUUGUGUGAAGUUUUUUUUUUUUUAAUUUCUUUCGUUGUAUCUUUUCUUUUUGCAAAUAUUUGAUUAUACUACCUACCAACCGAUCUAUCUUAUAACCUUAAACACGACUUCGAUAUCAACCUGCUUGUCUACCAUCAUCAUCUUCGAUCAAGUGAAAAUAGUUUUCGCAUUUAAUUUGAGGUUAUAAAGUGUGUGUAUUUGUAUCUUUUUUAAUCGAAAAUUAACAAAGAAGUGUGAGUUAAAACGAAGUAUAAAAAAAUAAAACAAAAAAGUAUCUCAUGGAUUAGUAAUCGGAUUUUCAUCAAAAACUUGAACCUCAAAACAUUUUCAAAAUUACCAUCGAUCACACCACUAUUAAACUAAUAUUGUUUUAUUAAUGUACAAAAAUUAAAAAGAUACACUACGCGCAUAAGAACAAAGCCCUCACCGUAUACAAAGAAGCCAAAACAAAAAACACCAUCAGUUCGUGCGAAAUUCAAAGGAAACGAUCACGUAUUUCUGCACACACCAAAGUGACAACGAUAUAGCGUCAACUACGACGAGAAACAGUGACGGCAACGACGACGAGAACGUACAGUGUACAGAAGAAGAAAAAACAACAACAAUUACAACGUGCAAAAAAUUCCGCUUUGUAAAUGACGGUGAAAAUUGCAAACCUCCUGACACCUCCGCCGACGUCGUCCAUUGCAACCGCAACCCUAACCACAAACGGCGACAACAACCACCACUACUAUCUCAAGCCAUACGACCACUUUAGCAAAACAACAACAUUUGAUACCUUCUUCACAAUGCCGUUCGCCAGCGCCACCUCCAUAAUGACAAAUCGGGACCAUCCCUUUAAUCAGUCCACCCAAUCGACAAGACCCCUCCUAGCCGACCGGAAGCCCCCACAAUUGCUUGGCAAAAAGAAAUUUAACAAUGGCCGUGUGAACAACAACGGCCAACAACAUCAAUACCAACAACAACAACAACAGCAUCGUGAGAGCGGUGUCAAAGUUCAGGGCAUCAAUGACUUUGACAUCAUAUCGCAGCAAUAUAAGUACCUCAACAGUCAUCAUCUAGGCUACCCGUACGGAAGUCCCCCCUCGCCAACAGCCAAUUCCAGUGACUUUGUGUUCUCUGAUACAACGACAAUGAUGAGUGGAAGUGGUGGGGGAAAUGGAGGUAUUCUGGCGCCUUCAUCGCGGCAGCCAUUGUAUGAAAAUGGCAGCAGCAGUUCACCUGCCAUCACAAGGACCUACGAUAGCAAUUACUACUGCAAUACAUCGCGCUUUGAAGACGACUUCUGUUGUCGACGGAAUGAUCAGUUCGAUAGCAUACAAUCUCCCUUUGUAGUUGGACAAAUAAACAACAACAACAACAAUAGCAGCAGCAGCAGUGACAUGAGACUGGACGACAACAGCCGCCGCAAUAGCAGCGAUGGUGUUGUUGUUGGUGGAAUUUCAUCUAGCAAUGGCGGACCAUUCAUAUUCGGUGUUCAUCAUAGAGCGCCACCUGGCGGUAGGGAUUUUCUCGAUAGCACAGCUGUGAUAUGCGACAGGGAUGCGACAUACUCAAUGGAAAAAGGACAGAAGUCGAUGUCCAACAGUGAUACUAGUUCGAGUUCGAGAGAUAGUGGCAAAGGAUCAAAGCUUUUAGUGAAAAAUCGAAAGUCCUCAAAGAAAAUUUCAAAAGAUAAAAAACUAUCAAUCAGCAACAAUAACAAAGAGAAUCGUCCUCAAAUUAAGUGCGUGGUUGUUGGUGAUGCGGAUAUUGGAAAAACGAAUCUGAUUGUUACGUAUCUGGAAAAUCGUUUUAUAUCGGAACACGUGCCCACGGCAUCAGAUAUCUAUAAUGCUGAAGUAAUGGUCAACGAUAGUCCAGUACAAUUAACCCUUUGUGAUACCGCUGGUCAGGAUACGCUAGAUCCAUUGCGUGAACUCUGUUAUCCAGAUAGUGAUGUGUUCCUGUUGUGUUUCUCUGUGGUGAAACCGGAGACAUUCCAAUCUAUCAAAACCAAAUGGGCACCGAAAUUUUCCAAAAAUCCUGCUUCCUUAAUAUUGGUUGGUACACAAUCGGAUUUAAGAAGUAAUAUACAUGUGUUGAAUAAGCUUCAGACCAAGGGUGAGAAACCUAUAUCAUUUGCAGACGCUUGGGACCUGGCCACAUCAAUUAAAGCGAAAUAUAUCGAAACAUCUUCUUAUACUCAGGAUAAAGUCAAAGAUGUAUUCGAUAGCGCUAUAUGGGAGGCCCUAGUACCUACGACCCUACCACCAACACCGCCAUUGUGGAAGAAAAUUUUCUGUUUAGUAUAACAGUUACUUUGUUUUUCUUUAUCAAAGUAAAAUGAUUUUAUUUUUAAGAGUUAAUUUUUUUGUUUAAUUUUUAUUUUUUUCUUAAAUAAUUUAGCAAAAUUCGAAAUUCUUCAAUUUUAUAAAUGAAGAUGUACUGAGAAAGUUAUAAGGUUUUUAUUAUUAUAUUUUUUUUUAUUUUGUUAAAAAAUUAUAAUUUUUAAAAAGUCCGUAUGCGUUAUAGACUGAUUUAGAUGUAAA
Messenger RNA from Episyrphus balteatus (marmalade hoverfly), 2995 nucleotides. RefSeq lists its product as uncharacterized. NCBI's taxonomy places the organism in Eukaryota, Metazoa, Arthropoda, Insecta, Diptera, Syrphidae. The transcript is spliced from 8 exons. The coding region runs from base 1100 to 2758 and encodes 552 amino acids. The record is from RefSeq and is a predicted model, not a curated record. Gene Ontology annotation, biological process: small GTPase-mediated signal transduction. Gene Ontology annotation, molecular function: GTPase activity; GTP binding.